GAGGAAGGGGCGAACGCGAAUUCGCCUUGAAUAAGUCAAUCUGGCCUUUCCUCAGCCUUCUGUUUCUGAGUCAUUGCGGAGAUCAGUGGAUGAAGCCACAGUCGAGAGGUUAUGUGUUUUACUGGGUGCCUAUAUAAUUGAAUUUCUGCGGUGCAAAAAAAGACCUGCCUCGUAUUCUCAUCUUCGCAUCCGCUUGCCCUCGAGACAACUCAAGAACUCGACCGUUACAAUGGUCGAGUACCGGCUCAAGAUGCUCCCGCUCAACCUGCUGGCGCUCAUGGGCCUCUUGGCACGGGGUGCAUCGGCCUCCUCAUCCGCGGCCGGUGAAUCCCCGUCUUCGGCAUCGCCAUCAGCCGAUGUCGAACUCAUCUGCCACACCGAUAACCCGGCAGAGUGCUAUCCCAAGGUCUUUCAAGCGACCGACGAGUUCCAAGUAGUCCACCCGGACCAGGAACUCCCGAUGGGGCUUCACGUGCGGUUGAAUGUCUACACGGGCGUCAAAGAGGCCAAACUCAAUGUGCCGGACGAGCACAACCCAGCGCUGGAAGGCCUCCCAGUGGAUUCGUCAGUCGUCGUUGUCGAGCGAGAGAAAGCUGAAGAGCAGGCCAAGCCCCCGCCCAACGCGCCCUCCUAUGACCCCGCAGGCUCCGUGAAGAAGCCCAAAUCGGCCGACCCUGAAGAGGGCAGCGCCUUUUACAAGUCCCUUACCAUUCUCAAAAAGGGUCUGGACGUGGACGGCGCGCUCGAGAUGCUCGAGGAGAUCUCGCACGAUAUCUACUACGGCCUGAAGAUUGCCGAGGAUUACGACACCAUCCACGAACUCUUCUGCCUCUCCACGAGGGACCCGGAGGAUGAGACGGCUCUUGGACGGGCCCGCAUCGCCUCCCUUAUCCUGGCCUCCACCCUCCAGAACAACCCCAAAGCCCUCGCCGAGAUCGAGUCUCACUGGGCCAAGCUAGCCCCCUCCACGUGCCGGGGCGGCGAUCCUCUCGAAACCAGCAUCUUUGCCCUUCUCCCCACCACCAGCAAGGGCUCAGCGCAGGCUCAUGGGCAGACGCAGACGCAGGCCGAGCCAGCGGUAACUCCCAAUCCCGGCCUGACAAAAGCCCGCAUUUCCCUCCUCACGAGCUUGCUGAAAUCCCCACUCUUCCGCACCGCCUUUCUCUCCCCUUCCCAACCCGCCUCCGCCGGGGGAGCGUCCCACAUUCUCCGCAUCCUCACAACCCCUUAUUCUGGCGGCCAACAACAGCAGGCAGAACAGAACAAAGAUGAAGAGUGGAACUCGGCCCAACGUCGCGCCGCAAUCCUCCUCGUCGAUACCUUCCUUGACGCCGACAUGGGCGCCACGGUCGGGCAGUGGCCUACCAAGGCACAGCUGACUGACAAGGAGUGCGCCGCGCUCUUUGACGGGAAUCCCGAGAGUGAAGGGCGGGAGGAGGAGUGUGCGGACUGGCUGAUCAAGAGGCUAAGUGACAAGUACAAGAAGGAUAAAGGACAUUGGUCGCAUGAUCUGUGGAAGAAAAUGAAGGGGAGGGAUAAUAAGGGGAGGAGGGAGAAAGUCGAACUGUGAACGAUCCCGCGCUAGUUCGUAUCUAUGUGGUUUCUCGAUGAUUUUCUGUUCGG
This is a messenger RNA of Thermothelomyces thermophilus ATCC 42464, 1623 nucleotides long. RefSeq lists its product as uncharacterized. The transcript has a single exon. The coding region runs from base 230 to 1570 and encodes 446 amino acids. NCBI's taxonomy places the organism in Eukaryota, Fungi, Ascomycota, Sordariomycetes, Sordariales, Chaetomiaceae. The record is from RefSeq and is a predicted model, not a curated record.